Messenger RNA from Ostreobium quekettii, 2214 nucleotides. NCBI's taxonomy places the organism in Eukaryota, Viridiplantae, Chlorophyta, Ulvophyceae, Bryopsidales, Ostreobiaceae. The record is from the annotation of a GenBank genome assembly.
AUGGCUCCCGUGGGAGUGCUCCCGGAUGUGCUGAGAGGGUGCUGUGGCGCUGGGCUCCCCAAGCUCACGAAUGGAGCGGCCCACUGCCCAGCCUCCCGUGGCGCCCACCCUCGCCGGCGGCCCUCCCCCGUCGCCUGCCCCGCCUCGCGCCGCAGCCCGGGCCUGGGCGGCAUCGGCGCCGGCGACGGCGAGCUGGACAAGCUCUCCGAGGACGAGAUCGGCACGUGGAUGGAGUCAGGGCCCCCCACCCCCCUCCUGGACACUGUGAACUACCCCAUCCACAUCAAGAACUUCAACUUGGGCCAGCUGAGGCAGCUGUGCAAGGAAAUCCGCUCGGAUAUCGUGCACACUGUGUCCAGCACGGGGGGGCACCUGGGGGCCAGCCUGGGGGUGGUGGAGCUCACCGUGGCACUGAACUACGUGUUCAGCCUGCCGGAGGACAAGGUGAUCUGGGAUGUGGGCCACCAAUGCUACGGGCACAAGAUCCUGACGGGCCGCAGGAGCAGGAUGAAGACCAUUAGGCAAACAGGGGGCCUGUCAGGGUUCACAAAGAGGGACGAGUCACCAUAUGACCCCUUUGGUGCCGGGCACAGCUCAACGUCAGUGUCAUCAGGGCUGGGAAUGGCUGUUGGAAGGGACCUGAAGAACAAGAAGAACCACGUCAUAUCUGUUAUAGGCGAUGGGGCCAUAACUGGCGGAAUGUCAUAUGAAGCGAUGAAUCAUGCUGGCUUCCUGGACAAGAAUAUGAUCGUCGUGCUGAAUGACAACCAGCAGGUUUCACUGCCCACGCAAUACAAUGGAAAGAGCCAGGAUCCUGUGGGCGCCCUGUCCAGUGCCCUGGCUCGGCUUCAGGCCAACAAGCCGCUCCGAGAGCUGCGAGAGAUCGCAAAGGGUGUCACGAAGCAGCUGCCCAACCCGAUUCAAGAGGCCACCUCCAAGAUCGACGAGUACGCAAGGGGCAUGAUCUCCGGCUCUGGCUCCACCCUCUUUGAGGAGCUGGGGCUUUACUACAUCGGUCCAGUCGAUGGCCACAACCUGGAUGACCUCAUCGCUGUGCUGAAAGAGGUGAAGAACACAGAGACUGUGGGGCCGGUGCUGAUCCACAUUGUGACAGAGAAGGGCAGGGGAUACCUCCCUGCAGAGAGUGCCUCCGACAAGAUGCACGGCGUUGUGAAGUACGACCCCAUGACAGGAAAGCAGUUCAAGAAGCAGGGCAAGACCAUGUCCUACACCAACUACUUUGCCGACUCUCUCAUCGCUGAGGCAAAGUGUGACAGUCGGAUUGUGGCCAUCCAUGCUGCCAUGGCCGGUGGCACAGGCCUGGCCCGCUUUGAGAAAGAAUUCCCUGACCGGGUUUUCGAUGUCGGCAUCGCUGAGCAGCAUGGUGUGACAUUCGCCGCCGGGCUGGCCUGUGAGGGUCUGGUACCAUUCUGCACUAUCUACUCGACCUUCCUGCAGCGCGGUUAUGACCAGGUGGUGCAUGACGUCUGCCUCCAGAACCUUCCAGUCCGCUUUGCGAUGGACCGUGCUGGCUUGGUGGGCGCUGAUGGCGCAACACACUGUGGUGCCUUUGACGUGACCUACAUGGCCUGCCUGCCCAACAUGGUUGUCAUGGCUCCCUCCAACGAGGCGGAGCUCAUUAACAUGGUGGCUACCGCUGCUGCCAUUAACGACAGGCCUUCCUGCCUUCGCUACCCACGGGGCAACGGCAUUGGAGUCGACCUUGCCGAACAUGGCAUUGGCGAAGACCUCAAAGGGACGCCGCUUGAAAUCGGCAAAGGCGUCGUCCGGCGCGAGGGCACGGACGUCGCCCUCGUGGGGUACGGCUCCGCCGUCAACGAGUGCCUCAAGGCCGCGGAAACCCUCGCCGAUCUGGGCGUCUCCUGCACCGUUGUGGAUGCGCGCUUCUGCAAGCCCCUAGACGGCGACCUCCUCAAGCGCGUGGCCAGAGAUCACCCCGUCAUGAUAACCGUGGAGGAGGGGGCAAUCGGAGGGUUUGGGUCACACGUGCUGAGCUACAUGGCGCUGGAGGGCUUGCUGGACGGCGGCGUGAAGGUCAGGCCCAUGACGCUGCCCGACAGGUUCAUAGAACAUGGCGCCUACCCGGACCAGCUGUCGGAGGCGGGCCUCACUGCCGACCACAUUGCCAGCACGGCCCUCAAGCUGAUCGGCAAGUCCAAGGACGCGAUGUUCUUGAUGCAGCAGGAGCGGUGA